AUGGAUCCCAAUCUCACCUACUCCCCACCUCGCACCCCUCCGAGCAGCCCCAUCCGCAUCGACACCAAUGCCAGUCCGGUGAAGGAACGCCGCUUGCCUCUCCUGCUCCAACAGCACCCCCACCUGUUCGGCAUGGAAAUCGACCGCCCGGCCUCCGCUCCCACCCAGCUGCCGUCCGACUUCAUCGCCUACAGCUUCCUCGGGGCCCCGCCGGUCUUCAAUCGCCAGCCAACGUACGCCCGCAUGAGGUACGCCGACUUCCUGGCCAAGUCCGGUGUCAGCAACGAGACCAUCCUCCGCUGGAUCCGCCCUCCUCCCUUCGCCCGCCAGGCGUUCAACUACACGGCCAGGGCUCCCACCCCCGACCUCACCCACACAGGCUCCACCAACACGGCAGAGCAAUCCAGCGACGAAGCAUCCGGAGAUGCAGAAGACGACCAGACGAAGGGAGUGGUGGUGGACGAUCUCGCGGCUCGCGUCGCUGCCCUGGGGAAGAACGCCGUCACCCAAGCCACCCCCAACAACACCGCCGCCUACCGCGCCCUCAUGGACGCCCAGAAACGCUACUCCCAUCGCGCGCGCAUCAUGGUCGGCAACCUUCCGAACGACAUCGACAAGGGCAUCCUGGCCCUGGCGGUGGAGGAGGAGUUCGGGUUCUUCGGGGAGUGCUACGUGCACGUCUUCAGUGGCAACAUGAGGGGUCUCCGUCCCUACGCCAUCGUCCAAUACACUCGCCGCCGCCACGCCAAGGAUGCGUGGGAGAACGGAGAGGAGAUCUUCGUCUUCGGGCGUCGGGUGCGGGUGGAGUGGAUCUGCCACGCCUCCUAG
This is a messenger RNA of Neohortaea acidophila, 828 nucleotides long. RefSeq lists its product as uncharacterized. The transcript is spliced from 2 exons. The coding region runs from base 1 to 828 and encodes 275 amino acids. Gene Ontology annotation, molecular function: RNA binding. The record is from RefSeq and is a predicted model, not a curated record. Lineage: Eukaryota; Fungi; Ascomycota; Dothideomycetes; Mycosphaerellales; Teratosphaeriaceae.